Dermacentor silvarum is the source of this 3781-nucleotide messenger RNA. It is a transcript of the gene Abp1, whose product is annotated as drebrin-like protein. Gene Ontology annotation, molecular function: actin filament binding. Gene Ontology annotation, cellular component: postsynaptic membrane; dendrite; lamellipodium. The record is from RefSeq and is a predicted model, not a curated record. The coding region runs from base 63 to 1487 and encodes 474 amino acids. Gene Ontology annotation, biological process: positive regulation of dendritic spine morphogenesis; neuron projection morphogenesis; postsynaptic actin cytoskeleton organization. The transcript has 13 exons. Lineage: Eukaryota; Metazoa; Arthropoda; Arachnida; Ixodida; Ixodidae.
UUGGCCGGCCUGCUACAAGCCGAAGACCUAACGCUGCUAACGCCGGCAGGUUGUUUGCAAACAUGGCUGUCAACCUAGUGAAGCACAAGGAUGAGCUCCUUAGCGCAUGGAAAGAAGUGGUGGAUGAUAAAGACGAGACCAACUGGGCCUUGUUUGGUUAUGAUAAGCAGACAUACGACCUUUGCCUGGUUGGAAAAGGAGCUGGGGGCCUCGAGGAGCUGACUGAAGAACUAAACUGUGGAAAGAUAAUGUACGCAUUCUGCAGGGUGCAAGAUCCCAACACAAGUAUCUCAAAAUUCAUCCUCAUCAACUGGCAAGGUGAAGGAGCACCAUUAGUAAAGAAAGGCUGCUGUGCAAAUCACUUUAUGGAUAUUAGCAACUUUUUUCGGGGUGCACACAUCACAAUCACAGCAAGAAAUGAGGAUGAUGUGGAUCCUUCACUCAUACUGGACAAGCUUUCUAAGUGCACUGUGUCUUCCUUCAACCUUAGGGAACGCUCUGACCCAACAGAGAGCUCUAGACCAAUUGGAAGUGUCUACAAGCGCAUACAACCAGCCAGGGAGAUAUCUACGACAGAGAGAGAAAAGUUUUGGAUGAAGGAACAGGAGGAAGAGAAGAAACGCAUUGAGGAAGAAAAGCUUAAAGCUGAGGCAACUCGAAAUCGUCUGGCUGAGGAAGUGAAAGAGCGUGAGUUGAAGGAUGCUCGAGCAAGAGAGGAGUGGUUCAAGGAACGAUCGCUCUCGAUAGAUAAAAUGCGGGAGGCAGAGAAGAAUGCCCAGAACUCUUCGCACAACAAAGUGAACAAAAAACUUUGGGAGCAGCAGCUGCAAGAAGACAUGCAAGAUGAAGAAGAACGGAAACACCGGUCGCAGAGUUUGAGGAAUCAGCGGAGUGAGGAAGCACAGGCGCUGAUUGCCCAGCGGACCAUCAACGCAAAGGCCAUGUUUGAACCCUCCACGUACUCUGGUACCUACGCCUCCCAAGCUGCUUGUGUUGAAAAUCAUGCAUCUGCAAAACACACUAAUCAUGGGAGCACGGCCUCAAGAGCUGAUGCAUGUGCUAGCCCGCAUGCCGUGCAGAACAAUCGGGAUGCAGCUGUCACAUCGCCUCCGGCUGAGUUCACAUACACACGCAACCAGCUUCAGGACACAGAGUCUACUCGAUCAGAGCCUGAGACUGAGCAGACUCACAAUCAGAGCUGGGAAGCCGGGGGAGCUGCUGGGGCCUCUGUGUGUGCAGCUGAGGUAGUGGAUGAACACAGCACUGACUUGAGCCAAGCGCAGCUGGCAACUGUGGAAAGCAGUGAUCCAGGACUAAGGGCUCGGGCUCUGUAUGACUACCAAGCUGCUGACGACACGGAGAUUUCGUUUGACCCCGAUGACAUCAUCACGCAUAUUGAACAGAUCGAUGAAGGCUGGUGGCAAGGCUUGGGGCCUGAUGGUACCUAUGGUCUCUUCCCUGCCAAUUAUGUGGAGCUCGUUGAAUGAACCAUGUUUUGUGCAGCUGCAAGUAUAGUUGUUAAGCUGCUGGCACACAUCACUGACACCUAAGUUUUAUGCACACUAGAUAUAUGCAUUUAUAUAAUUGUAGCAUUAAAUGGCAGCCCAGAUGCAACACUGUGCAUCUCUUCUCUAUUACUCUUGAUGGCUGGAGGUGCUGAGUGGAGCUUGUCUGUUUGUUACUAGUAGUCUUUACACUGCAACAUUUCUGGCUGGCGAUUUUUUUGCCAGUUUGUUGUCAGGCUGUUCUUGAGCCAAGUAUGGAUUAGAACUCCAUUAAUGGUAUACUUCUACACUAGGCAUGCUACUCCAUGUGGCUUGUGCAGCCCUGUAGCAGAAAGUUAAAAGCCAGGAUUUUAUAACUUGAGGAAUGCCAGCCUUUGAUGCUUGCAUAGACAGAUGCAAAUUUGGUUGAAAUUAGAGGACCAGCAUGGCAAUGGUAUUUUGCUGGUUGCUAAGGAGGGCACAGCUUUUCACCUUAAUAAGGCAUGUUCGAAUGUUGCUUGUGGUAUGCGCAACUCACAUUUUAUUUUGACACUGGAGACAAGGUGUGCACAGUGCUGCAAAGUUGCUGUUGAUAUCAGGGCUCUGUUUUUGUCACGCUUGUAUUCUUUGCCAUGCUUCUUUACUGCUGAUCACAUUCUCAAGAGGUUUUCUUGUACUGGCUACAAAAGCUAUGGUUUGCAUUUUUGGACUUCCACUCUAAGCUAGUGCUUCCUAGCCGUGUGUCCUUAAGCACACUUGCACGCCAUUGGGGCUGCACUAGGUGUUCGCAUUAGCUAUACAAUUUGUCGUAGGAUGUUUUCCCUGUUUCUUGUGUUCAUGUGUUCUUCAAAGGUGCCAGUAGCGUUUUAGUCCUGCAACAAGUCUUUUCCUUGCAUUUGAAAAAUAAAAAGUGAGGCUUGUUGCAAGUGUUCUACAAAGCUAAGUCAUGUUGAUGAAAGCAAUGUGCUGAGUGUGAGCCACACCUUUUACAGUGAUGGCAUGUGAAACGUGAAGCCUGUAAGCAGGUCUCAGGAGUAUAUACACUACUAUGUACUAACUGCUGAUUUACCAAAAAAAAAAAGAGAGAGAGAGAGAAUGCAUGUUUGCAAUCCGCUUAUAAUGAUGUUCACAAAACCAAAAAGUCCGAUUGUUAUGAAGAGCUAUCCAGGGACACCUGUGCGCUUGUGUGAGGGCAGCAACUCCUUGUCUCUGUGUCGUGACUAGGUGGAGCUUUAAAAAAGUGUACCUUUCAAGAUAGUUCAGUCAUGUGCCUAUUUUGAAGUUGGAGCAUUCACUUGGUAAAGAGGAAACAAGGAACAAAAAACUUACUUUAGUGCUUAAGGAACUAAGUAAAUUUGUAUCAUGUACCCAUAAGAAAGUCCAAAAUUGAGCUAUCAUUCUGUGGCACAUAGUGCAGUGCAGUAUGCAGACAGUUCACAUACAGUUAAACCUGGAUAUAACGAAAUUGACAAAUUCCCGAAAAACUUCGUUAUAAAGAGGAUUUCGUUAUAUGCAGGAUUCGGCACGAAAAUUCGAAAAAUAAACGUUUACCGUAUUUACUCGAUUCUAACGCGCCCUCAAUUGUAACGCGCACCCGUUUUCCGUUUUCGUCGAAGCACUCAUCCUCGGAAUGUCACACCAGGUACCGGAUGCGUGGACGCGUGUCGUUUCGCACAAGCGCGAGGCAUCGGAAACGAAGAGCGAGCGUCACGAUGGCGUCGUAGCGUCGUAUAGUGUUACAGUAGAACCUCGUUGUUACGUUCCCAGGGGCUGCGUUUUCCCGGCUGUUACGUCGUUUUCGACUGGUCCCGGCACAGCUCCCGUAGAACGCAAUGCAUUGGUAACCCCGCUGUUGCGUCGCAACUGUGGGACCAUUCCCGCAUCAUAUGUUGCGAACUGCCGGCCUGAGCGUCCAUUUUGACUUUUCAUGUCGCUUGGCUUGGUGGCUUGACGAUGGCAUUGGCCGCCCAAAGUGCCGGGGGCGACAACUAUGACGUAUUUUCGGUUUCCGCCAGCAAAAGUAUGGCCCUUGAGAUCCGUAUUUGCUAUAUAAAGAUGGUAACGAUGGUGUCAGUGGCGCACCGACGGGGGGGGAUUCGGGGGUUGUAACCCCCCCCCUGAGGCCGACUUAACCCCACCUUUUGUUUAACCCCUUUUCUUUCCUUACGCAUUUGAGUACUGCAACUAAGAUGUAAGACGCGCAAUCGUCUGCACGCUCGCAAAAAGCGCAUUUUUUUACAAUUUCCCGUGAAGAAAUCGAAAUUAGUGCUGUUUAGAUGGUAUUGGCAAACUGUCAA